Rhincodon typus (whale shark) is the source of this 5709-nucleotide messenger RNA. Its product is annotated as CTD small phosphatase-like protein 2. The annotation marks the transcript as partial. NCBI's taxonomy places the organism in Eukaryota, Metazoa, Chordata, Chondrichthyes, Orectolobiformes, Rhincodontidae. The record is from RefSeq and is a predicted model, not a curated record. The transcript has 10 exons. Gene Ontology annotation, molecular function: phosphoprotein phosphatase activity.
UUUACUUCUGUGCAAUGUUUACAUCAAAUUUUAAAGUCUGUUUAUUUUUUUUUAGAGACGGUAGGCUACAGCAGUAAACAAAAUGGGAAACUACCAAUUGUUAAUGAUGUGGUCAGCCCUCCACGAACUGCCUUACUGGGAACUAUCUUUUCUCCUGUUUUCAGUUUCUUCUCACCAGCAAACAAAAAUGGAACAUCAGGUUCUGACUCUCCAGGUCAGGCAGUAGAGGCUGAAGAAAUUGUUAAACAACUGGAAUUGGAACAGGUGGAUGAGAUCACAACAAGCACGGCAACAUCGGCCACUGGAGGACUGUAUUCUGGCCAGGCAGUGACAGCGCAAUCACAUCUGUCUCCUGACAGCAGUUCAGAUAACGUAGAGGACGAAGUCACCAAUGAACUUCAUCCCAUGCCAGCACCAGAAUUGAAUGUGUCAAAUGUGGAACUUUGCAAGACGAUAUCUUCUCCUGACUCUUACCCAGAGCCACCUGCUCACCCAGAAGCAAGCUAUGAAGAAGACUGGGAAGUUUUCGAUCCGUAUUUCUUCAUCAAACAUGUACCACCACUGACAGAGGAGCAACUAAGUCGGAAGCCAGCCCUGCCACUUAAAACUAGAAGUACACCUGAAUUCUCUUUGGUCCUAGACUUGGAUGAGACGUUAGUGCACUGCAGUCUCAAUGAACUGGAUGAUGCGGCCCUGACCUUUCCUGUCCUUUUCCAAGAUGUAAUUUAUCAGGUUUACGUACGGUUGAGACCCUUCUUUCGGGAAUUCCUGGAACGAAUGUCUCAGAUUUAUGAGAUUAUUCUGUUCACUGCCUCCAAAAAAGUCUAUGCAGACAAAUUACUGAAUAUUUUGGACCCUAAAAAGCAGCUGGUCAGGCACAGGCUAUUCCGUGAGCAUUGUGUGUGUGUGCAGGGAAACUACAUAAAGGAUUUGAAUAUUCUGGGAAGAGACCUUUCAAAAACAAUCAUUAUUGACAACUCUCCGCAAGCCUUUGCGUACCAGCUGUCCAAUGGAAUUCCGAUUGAGAGCUGGUUCAUGGAUAAGAAUGACACGGAACUUUUGAAAUUGAUUCCCUUUUUAGAGAAACUUGUAGAGCUGAAUGAAGAUGUUCGACCUCAUAUCAGAGAGAAAUUUCGUCUGCACGAUUUACUCCCUCCGGAUUAAGAACAGAGUGUCAACACCAUCAAUGAAGGGGGCUGAGAAGACAAAAGCAGGACCCUUUGAACAACAAGACAUUGCCAUUGCUGUUGAAAUUUGCGUUUUUGUACCUCGUCUUGCUUUUCUUGUCUUGGACACCCACAGUUAACCAAGGGGUUGCAGAGAGUGAACUCAGUCUUGAAGUUUUAGGUGGGUCUGAACAGGAGAGGAUAAUGCAGGGUUUUUUUAAAUCAAAAAAGGAAAUGGUAUAUGCAGUCAAAAAUCCAAAACGCAGAUCUAGAUAGCACAUAUAUAGUACGCAAUAGAUGUUCACUUGUCCCAGUUGGUGUGCUCUUGAAGACUGCUGGAUAACAAGUUUGAAAUGCUGUGGUCUGUUGCAAUACAUGUUGAUGAGACUUUCUGACUGUAUCAGCUAUAAAUGGUUAGCGCUUUUCUUUGUGACAUAAAAAAUCAACACUUUGUAAAAGUACUUCUGUUUCUGCCACCAGCAUUUUGUUUAACCUGUAUUAUCACAGGUUUACGUAAGAGGAGAAAACUGAUUCUAUUUUCCCUCUCUGUGGUGCUUUUUAAAGUGGGUCUGUACCUGCUUUUUAAAAUGUAGGUCUCAUUUCAACAGGAAUGGCCAGUAUAUUAAAUACAAAAAUUUUAUGGUUCAGGUUUUAGGUUAUUAUGCUUUUCCUAGUAUAUAAAAUAAAUUUGAGUUAUAAAAGCAUUCCUUUUAACGAUAAUGUAAUGUAGAUCCCUUAUCAAUGCCCUCUAAAACAAAAGCGAGAAUCUUUCCUAAAUUGAUUCAUCACCUUCCUGCUUUGUCUGCCUGUGAAGUAAUGUAUAUUUGUUAAAAUAAAGAAUCUAUAGAUUAGUCAAAAUUUAAUUGGAUACAUAACAUACGACUUUAUUUAUAUUGAAGAACAGGAGCAUUCACCAACAGCAGCUAUAACCUUUUAAGGAAGGAGUGUGGGCACAAAGAAGAGAAGAGACUGAUACUGAAGUACUGAGUAUAGAAACCAAAUUUUAGUCUUGAUUCGAAAGUCAUAAAUUGCACAACCUCUCUGUGACUGUACAUUAUCCUUCAGUUUUUUUUUGUGGAAUUGAUAGUGGGAGUAGGGGAUGAGAGGAUGUGGGUGGGGAAGAAAUUAGCAAAAUUGUAACUAAAACUAACAGGCUCAGGAUCCUCUCAAUCUCUGGUCUACUGUCACAAUUCAACAUUCAUACCACUUUUUAAAAUUCUUCAAAGAAGCAUGUUGCUAGCAAGAACAGUGGUGGCAGGCACAUCAGGAGUAUAACAAUGUGUUAACCAAACAUGUGGGUCUGUGUUCUGGCUGUUCUUCCUUCUCCCUGUUUCUGUGUCCUCCCACCACCUCAACCCGUCCCAAACUCCCCCCUCCUUGUCUCCCACAACCUACAAUCCAAAAGAAGCUACUGGUUGUGGGUCCUAGUUAACUGGCCCCCUGUAAAAAUGUUUUGCCCUAUUUGCUGGUCCAUUUGCUGGCUUACUUUUUCCACAGAAUCAUUUUCUCGCAGGAACAUAGCAUGAAUUGCCUCUAGACUGCAUCGAUAUGCCACAGGCAUCACCAUGGAUGAUUCAUUUCCUAACAGGAAGUUGGAGAAAGCGGCACUUUUUUGUGGAAAGAAGCUAGAUGCAUUUUCUUUGGUUUAAAACUCUAGAAGAUUGUUCAGGACGAGGUGUGUGGUCGCAAAGAAAAGGUGAGCAGUACAUGAAUGAGGAGGAUGCCAGUUAAAUCUUUUUAUGUAUAUUACCAGUUUACCUGUACAAAACCUUCUUGUACAAAACUACAUGCAGCUUCAUUUAAAAAAUAUCCUUAAAAUAAGGAAAAAUCUUUUUAAAGAAAGCGGUUUAAUUUUUGUAUUUUUGAUUUUACAAAAGGCAUGAGUUAUGUCUACUUUUUCAGUGUAUUAAUGAAGAUUUUAACUUUUCAUCAGGUUGAGCGUUUUUCUUACUAUUAUCUAUUGUGUAUGUAGUUAGCACAUUGUGACACUGAAAUGUUAAAAUCUAGCAUGUAGAAAUAAGCCUGUUUUUGUCGGGAGGAAGAAAACCCUUUUAUCCUUCAUUAAAAUAUUUUAAUCAUGGCAGGUUUUUCUGCAGAAAAUAAUUUGAAAAGCGUUUGCAUUUCAGAGAAAUACUGAUUUUGUAUUUAAAGAAAGGUAUUUUGCUUGCAGGAAUCUAUUUACUACAGAUUCACUUUAAUGAUAACCUUUGAGAUGUAUUUAAAUACCUUUAGGGCAUCUGGGCAUCUUUCUUUAUGCUGUUUGUCAUUUUGUCUUUAUUGAAAUAAAAAUGUACAGAACAUUACUUUUACAAAUGUUACAAACGUUUUGAAGUUUUACAAAACUUGCACCAGAGUAACCCAAACAUGAUUCCAUGGCCCCGGCUCUGUCCUUUUAUCCCUGUCUCUUGCUCUGCUUUAAAUAACUUGAUUUUACUUCAAAAGCUGCAAUGGUUUCUGCCUCAGCUGCUCCUUAUGAUAAAACAUUUCACGCUCUAAUUUUGUGUUUUGCAUUUAAUACAUUAUGCAGGCAGCAAAUGGAGGAAAUUUAACUUGGAUUUUCUUCUUUUGAGUUGGGGCAAGCAGUCAACAUGACUUAAUAAGUCACCUCUUGUUUUGGGGCGGGAUUGGUAGUGGAGGGAAACAAUAGGAAAUUUAUAAUCUUCUUUACUCCCCUCACUUUGCCUUAUAGGAAAUUCUGCCAUUUAGCUGUGUGGUUGGCAAUUUGAAUACAUCUGGUCUCCAGUAUCAAGACUGCUUCUUUUGUGGUGAAGCAUGCUUUACUCAAGAGUGUAAGAAAUAGCAGUAGGAUGCCAUUUGCCCUCUUGAGCUUGCUCUGCCCUUCAUAAGAUCCUGGCUGAUCUGAUUGUGGCCUUAUCUCCACUUACCUGCCUGCCCCCCUUGACACCCUGGAUGAUCAUAAGUCUUCAUCCAAUGUGUAGUUGAAUCAGCUAGAUUAAGACUUAGCGAUCCAACAGUUUAAUGUCUAUUUUACAUCAUUUUAGCUGAUCUUAGCUGUGGUGGUGCUGCAUGUGGCCUCAGUUUUGUUCCAUUAUCCAGUCAUCAAGGGAGGGGUCAUAAUCUCUCAAAAUUCUCUAUAAUGCACAACAUAGGCUGGAAUUGAAUGUAAGAGAAUAUUUGAGGGUUCUAAUUUGUUCAACCUUUGCCAAGACUCCACCAGGAAAAUUGGGCACCAGGCAGAGGUAGCAUCCUCACGUUUGAAGUUUGUUAGAAUACUUCUAAAACCUGACCUUGACUUGGUUUCUGUUUAAGUGAUGUGAUGAAUUAAUGCAGGCUUCAUGUAAAAGCACCAUGGCCGUCAUUUUCAUGCUCGGAGCUGGUUGAAAGAAGUAUGGUUACUGCUUUGUUAGAUUCUGAAUACUGAUCACAGGCCAGUGUACAAAGUGUAAAACUUUUAUCAUAGAAAUUUGACUUAGUCUGUUGAAGUUGAACACUAAUUCUGACUGGAAAUUGAAUUAUCUGGGAUGAACGAUGUGUUUAUUCUUCUACCACACUCCAGCUAAAAUAAAAUAUUGAUGUUUUUUGAACUAAAUCCAGGCUAUGAAUGGCUAAUGCAAAUUUCUGAGAGUUUCCCUGCUCUUCAGAAACUCUUUAAUUGUUGUUGCAUUUUCUUCCAAGUUGUCAGAAAGCUUGUACAAUAAGAGGGAAUGACCUAAUUCCGCUGAGAUUUUGGUGAUUAGUCAGUGAUCAGAAUAUCCAACCGGAAUAAACGGUCAUUUAUUCAGCUAGCAGUGGAGGUGGGUGCCUUUAAUUAGAAAGAGGAAACUUGAUUUGGCUUUCUGCUCUAAUGGCAAGUGAUAUUUAGCUGGUGGCAGUAAGAUAGGCUUUAGUUGGUGGUUCUGGCCAUAGCUGGAUGACCUGCAGGCUCACAUUAAUAUUUAUUCAGGCACUGUCCUAUGGACUGUAAUUCAUCAGAGUUAACAUCUUGAGGGAUGGUGAGAAAAAUGUCGGUGAGGCUAAAAGAAGUAACCUAACGAAACCCUUCAGACUAUGCUUUCUAUCUUUGUCACUCUAAGACUUGUGAGAAUGUUCAAGAAUCUUUAACUUUUGGCUUAUUCUGAUGCUUUGCUUUAGCUACUUUCUCUCAAGAAUUAUUUACUGCUCCGUUUCUUCAGUCCAUUUUUAUAAUUUAGCAUCUAAUUAAUUUUGAAGCCCCUUGGCUUUCGACACGAUUUAAAUUUUGCUAGGAUCUCCAGAUUUCUUUGGUGCCAUUAGUAUACUCUAUGCUGGUUAUUCCUAGUGGAAUAUUUGGCAGUAAUUUGAGAAUGUAACACUGACAAGGUUGACUAUAAAAUCUGGGUUUAAGAAAAAUUAGUCAAUUCCAUCAUUUCAAGAAAUUGUGCUUUGCGUCGACGUGGACUCUGCAAAUUUACCCAACAAAGGGUGAAUAACCAUAGGCAAACCUCUGAGCUUUACGAACAAUGCUGUCUCCAUGGAGUAAUGGAUUAAGUCCAUGAUAAACAAUGUUGCUUUUGUUACUAUUGGAAAGUAUAUACAAUCAAUAAAUUUUUUUUAAUGAAAGACA